This is a messenger RNA of Penicillium waksmanii, 1143 nucleotides long. RefSeq lists its product as uncharacterized. NCBI's taxonomy places the organism in Eukaryota, Fungi, Ascomycota, Eurotiomycetes, Eurotiales, Aspergillaceae. The transcript has a single exon. Bases 1 to 1143 code for a protein of 380 amino acids. Gene Ontology annotation, biological process: DNA transposition; DNA integration. Gene Ontology annotation, molecular function: DNA binding. The record is from RefSeq and is a predicted model, not a curated record.
AUGCCACCAAUUCGUCGUACUGCACUGCAAAUAGCGCAAAAUCAAUAUGAUACACCGUCACAGCAUUCAAAUGUUGCACAACGCUCACGCCGCUGUCAAUUAGCACCACAUGAGCGUGUUCGAAUUGUUGAAUUGAAAGCUAUUGGAUGGUCCUAUUCAGAGAUCUAUUCACGCUACCCUUAUAUUCCAAUUGGAACUAUUAAAACUACAAUUGCUCGAGCUUCUAUACGAGGCCCAACUCAAGCUACAUUAGCACGUUCUGGUACACCAAAAAAGCUUGAUGAAACAGAUCGAUUGAGGUUACUUCAAGCAAUUUCAGAGAACCCACGAGUUAAAUAUGAGGCUCUACUAGCUGUGGUUAACUUUAAAGUUGAUCGAACAACUGUUUGGCGACUCCUCCAAAGUGAGAAUAAGAGGAAAUGGCUUCAACUUCAACGACCUGAGUUAACCGAUCAACAGGCGCGUCAGCGACUCGCUUGGGCACAUCGAGUCCGGGAUUAUGACUCUGAAAAGUGGAAAAGAAUCUUCUGGUCCGAUGAAACUACGAUUGAAAGAGGAAAGGGAGGACGGCGAGAGUGGACUUUUACACCACGAAACCGCCAAAUUGCGGAACGAGAUGUCCAAGAAGUCUCAUGUCACAAGGCUGUAAAGCAGAUGUUUUGGGCUGCUUUCUCAGGAACAGGCCGUCGAUCUGGGCUUAUUCCGCUCUUUGGAGAUUCAAAUUCUCCUAAUGGAGGGGUUAAUCGGUUUGUUAUUCUAGAAUUAUACCAGCGUAUACUCCCAACUUUGUUGAACGGAGUUGAAGGUGCUGUUUUUCAACAAGACCGUGCUUCAGUUCAUACUGCACACGUUGUACGUGAUUGGAUAGCUGAUCAGGACUACGAGAUCAUGAAAUGGCCUCCAUAUUCCCCAGAUCUCAGUCCAAUUGAAAAUUUAUGGCCGUUGUUGAAAGCAAAGGUGUAUGAUUUACACCCUGAGAUUCGACAAAUGCCAAAUAACGACGAUACUAUCCAGUUUAUUAUUGGUGUAGCACAGCAAGCGUGGUCUAUGAUUGAUAUAGACAUACUGGAGAAUUUAGCUAUUACCAUGCCACAUCGCGUACAGCAAGUUAUUGAAAAUGAUGGCUGGUAUACUAGUUAUUAG